Cuscuta europaea is the source of this 2110-nucleotide messenger RNA. The record is from the annotation of a GenBank genome assembly. Lineage: Eukaryota; Viridiplantae; Streptophyta; Magnoliopsida; Solanales; Convolvulaceae.
GCCCACGCUCUUACCAUAUUAUUAAGCCUACUUCAAUUAUUAUCUAUCCCUAACUAAUAAAAAAUCAAAUUCAUUUUUUUUUUGCUAAAUCCAUCCAUCCAUUUCGAACUCAUUUUUACCUCAAUCAAAAUGUCCACCUCCGCCUUCUUCACCGCCGCCGUCUCUUUCUCCCUCUUUCUCCUCUCUGUGCAAUCCCUCCCCACCGCUUCCUCCGACGUUGAAGCUCUCAAGGCUUUCAAAUCUUCCAUAAACUCAUCAACCAUUGCCCCUUACUCCUGCUUGGGUUCUUGGGACUUCUCCACUGACCCCUGUUCACUCCCCCGCCUCACCCACUUCAUCUGCGGCGUCUCUUGCUCCGGCAACCGAGUCACCGGACUCGUCCUCGACGGUGUUGGCUAUUCCGGCACCCUCACCCCCGCCAUAUCCAACCUCACUUUUCUCAUCACCCUUGACCUUCACGAUAACAGAUUCUUCGGCCGGAUCCCCGCCUCUCUGUUCUCUCUCCUUAAAUUGCAAAAGCUCGUACUCCGAGGUAACUCGUUCUCCGGCUCAGUCCCGCCGUCCAUCUCCAUGCUCAAAUCUCUGCAGGAGCUGGAUCUCUCCCAGAACUGGCUUUCUGGGUCGUUGCCGGUUUCCAUGAACUCGCUCCCCUGCUUGAGAAAGCUCGACCUCAGCUACAAUCGACUCACCGGGUCGAUACCGCCGCUGCCGCCGACUCUGAUUACGCUCGCGAUAAAGGCCAAUUCUUUAACCGGGUAUUUGCAGAAAUCGUCGUUCAACGGGUUGACUCAGCUGGAAGUCGUCGAGCUCAGCCACAACUCGUUAGCCGGAAAGCUGGAAUCUUGGUUCUUCCAGCUUCCGGCGUUACAGCAGGUCAACAUGUCAUACAACAGCUUCACGGGGCUUACGGUAUGGAAACCGGUGAACGGUAACAGAGCCCUCGUCGCCGUCGAUGUGGGAUUUAACAAAAUUCAGGGCUACCUGCCGGAAAAUUUCGCCUACUAUCCCGGACUGUUGUCGCUGUCUUUGCGGUACAACAGGCUACGAGGAUCCAUUCCGCCUCAAUACGGGAAGCAGCAUUCAAUAAGGAGGCUGUUCUUGGACGGUAACUUCUUGAAAGGGUCUCCGCCGGCGGGACUGUUCUGGUCCGGUGGGAAAGGUAAUUCGUCAUCAGUUGCCGGCAGCCUGGGAGACAAUUGCCUUCAGCAGUGCCCGCGCUCCUCGGAGCUUUGCUGGAAACCUCAGAAACCUGCGUCAAUUUGCCAGGACGUCUAUGGUGGAAAAUUAAGCCAGGAUCUUAGCUAGCUAGUGUAGUGUCAGUCAUUCAAUGUACAAAAGUUUUCGAUUCAAACUUGAAACACGUGCUCGCUCAGUCCCUCUUUUUUCAAAUCGAUUCUUUUUCUGUAUUUCUCCUUUUUUUGUUUUAUUUAGAAUUAUAUGUAUUCACGGGCCUGUAAUUUUUUAGUUUACAUUUUGGGAAAAUUAUACAAAUAAGACCCAAUCAUAUGAAGUUUUCAAAAUUAGGAUUGCAAGUAUGAGUAGGACUUAAGUGCAUACAUUUUGACGAUUAUACCCUCAAAUUAAAAUCACAUAGCUCUACCAUAUCAAAAAUUUUUAGAUCAAAAUUGUUCUUCACAGCUUCCAAAUCACAACCAGAAAAAAUAACAAAAAAGCAAGUCGAUCGACUCUGAAGAAAUCCAACGAAGAAAAGAUUGGAGGAUACAGAUGUUGAGAACACCGAAAAGGAAAACUACCCCGACAGAGAUUUUUGAAGCAUAGGCUCAAUAAAAAGGAGAUCAAAACUCGAAAUCGUGUUUCAAUCUGAAUGAUCAUAUGAACAUAAAGGUCUAUACAUCUCUUUUGAAGAUAAAAUAAAUGUAUGAAUACGAUUAAUAGGCUGUUGUGUUCAAUCAGUAGAGAUUGAUCCAGAAAACAUAAGAUUCUGAUUAAGGUCUACUUAUAGGCAUUAAUCAGUCCAUAAUAAGACAGUAAUUUAGAAAUAUCAGUUUGUAUCAAUGUGAUUCAUAUUUGUCCAUAGCAAGAUGAUGGGUAUGUUGGGUGUAUUUUGAUAUUCUUUACAUAACUUAAUACAUUAAAAAUGCUUACCGGC